AUGGAGAAGUCCAGCAGUGAGGAGUCAGCCAUUCACCGUAGUCCGUCCGUAGAUAGCCGUGACUCCGAUUUCGCCCGAGCGUCCACGUCUGGCCGCCCGUUCGGUGGCCGCGGUUUCACUGCUGGCGCGUUCUACGGCUCCACGGGGCCACGCGGCAACACUCAGCAGGCGCAGGCUGGGACAGCGGCUGAUGCGAGCGCAGAAGACAAGACCAACAAAAAGUGCAGCUCGCCCAAAGGCAGCAAAUACGUGGUCUUUUACCUGGAUCUAUCCUUUGUGUUCCUUUUAGAAUUCAAGAAGUGCAACAUGGCAAGAGGCUGUCUCUGCUGUUUGAAGUACAUGAUGUUCUUCUUCAACCUCAUCUUCUGGUUAUGCGGCUGUGGGCUUCUCGGCGUGGGCAUCUGGCUCUCUGUGUCUCAGGGCAGCUUUGCCACCUUCUCACCCUCUUUCCCCUCGCUCUCCGCCGCCAACAUGGUAAUUGCCAUCGGCGCCAUCGUCAUGGUAACGGGCUUCCUCGGCUGUCUGGGCGCCAUCAAGGAGAACAAGUGCCUGCUAUUGAGCUUCUUCAUUGUCUUGCUGAUAAUUCUGCUCACAGAAGUGAUUUUGCUCAUCCUGUUCUUUGUGUAUUCAGAUAAGGUGAGCGAAAACGCUAAGCAGGAUCUGAAGGAUGGGUUGGCACUCUACAACACAGAUAACAACAUAGGCUUACGAAAUGCUUGGAACAUCAUCCAGGCAGAGUGGAAGUGCUGUGGUGUGACUGCGUACACUGACUGGCAUGAGGCUCUAAAGGAGAAGGUGGUUCCCGACCGCUGCUGUCAGGAGCAUUACCAAGAGUGCGGCCGUAACACCACCAACAUGUUCUGGAACAGGGGGUGUUUUGAAAAGGUGGAGGAGUGGCUGGAUGACAACAAGCACCUUCUGGGAACCAUUGGCAUGGUCAUCUUGGUGGUGCAGCUUCUGGGUAUGGCGUUCUCCAUGACGCUGUUCCACCAAAUCCACAGAACGGGGAAGAAGUAUGAUGCUUAGCCUGAGGGAAGGUACCCAUGGAGAGGAGCCCCCCCACCCCCACCCACCACUGCCUGAUGGGAUAGACGCUGGAUGAACAGCCCUGCCCUGCGUUCCUUUUAAUAUCCCCCCUCCAUGCCAUCUCCUUCACAGACCUUCUGUACAGAUUCCAGCUGUGUCCGCCACUCCGUUCUGCUCUCUUUGCUCCACCAUUCAUUUUGCCAAAGAGUCACACAACUGGGAGAUAAAAAACAUCUGCAUUUUGGCGAGGGAGAAAAUUCCUGUUGGCUACCGCUCUUCUGUAGUGCAUUUAUGUUUUUUAUCGUUUGGACUAACAAGGUUUGCUUGAAGAAAGGAUUCAAGGAUUCAGAGACAAGGAAUGCUUUACUAAUGCCCCCCCCCAAGGCAAAGACAAGAUAUGAAACUGAUGUUAUAGUGUUCUCCAUCUCUCGUGGAGUUUCCGCUUUUCCUUUUCUCAUGCUAAAUAAUGUUUAG
Molecule: messenger RNA, 1500 nt
Organism: Lampris incognitus (smalleye Pacific opah)
Lineage: Eukaryota; Metazoa; Chordata; Actinopteri; Lampriformes; Lampridae
Gene: tspan9a
Product: tetraspanin 9a
Exons: 7
Coding region: 1-1026 (341 amino acids)
Cellular component (GO): membrane
Source: RefSeq, a predicted model, not a curated record